AUGGAGUCUCUAGAAGUUAUGUUUGGUGCUCCUUCAGAGAAGGCUCGUUUAGAUGCUGUCAGGGCUUUCAUGAAUGAGAAGAUGAAAAAAGGCAUUUCGGUCAAGGUACAUAUUUUGAACAUGAUUGAUCACCUCCACGAGGCAGGGCUCAGUGGUACUAGGAUCGAUGAAGCCACCCAAGUUGGCAUCAUCUUGGAAAGUCUAUCCCUCGAUUUUCAUGAGUUCAUAAACAACUAUGUUAUGAACAAGAAAAGGUCUAACCUUACUGAACUCUUGAAUGACCUGCAAAACUUCGAAUCCACCAACAAAAGUAGGGGAGGAGAAGCAAAUGUUGUUAUUGCAGGAGGAUCUGGUAAAAAUAAAGGAAGAACCAGAACCAAGGCAAAGGGAAGAAGGGAAAGAACAAGAAACCUAAGAAGACCAAAGGCUCUAACCAGAAACCCAAGGGAAAGUGUUUUGUCAUGCCCCGAAGCCGGCGUCGGUGACGUGCAGGCUCGAUUAAGGGUUAAACGCGAUUAA
Messenger RNA from Morus notabilis, 519 nucleotides. RefSeq lists its product as uncharacterized. The record is from RefSeq and is a predicted model, not a curated record. Lineage: Eukaryota; Viridiplantae; Streptophyta; Magnoliopsida; Rosales; Moraceae. The transcript has a single exon. Bases 1 to 519 code for a protein of 172 amino acids.